ACGCUCCUUGGAAUCCGCAGCGAUGACCAGGGCCGCACCGAAACCAUAGCUCCCGGUCAGGAGGAGCACCUCCCCGCCCUCUGUGCAAAGGUGCAUGCCAGAGUCGCGGCAUUCCUGUCUGCUCAAGCAUCAACCGACCGCCUGCGAAACGUGCAGGAGCAGACGCGCUUGAGUCUCAAGAUCCUCGAAGAGGCACUCGAGCGAUACAGCAUUCAANGUCUCGCCGAACUGUCUCUGUCGUACAAUGGCGGCAAGGACUGUCUAGUCCUCCUCAUCCUCUACCUCGCUGCUUUGCAUGCACAUUCAGUCAAGACUUCGACGCCGCUACCGGACAACUUGGAGUCUGUCUACAUCGUGUCGCCCCAUCCAUUCCCCGAAGUCGAGGACUUUGUACAGCUCUCCAUCGAUACAUAUAAUCUGGACUUGGCCCGAUAUGCCAAAUCCAUGCGACAGGCCUUCGAGGAAUAUCUCCAUGACAAGAGUCACGUCAAAGCAAUCUUUGUGGGCACGCGGCGAACGGAUCCUCAUGGAGCUACCCUGAAGUACUUUGAUCCUACGGACAGAGGGUGGCCAGCUUUUAUGAGGAUACACCCGGUGAUCGAUUGGCACUAUGCCGAAGUGUGGACUUUUAUACGACAUCUAAACAUACCCUAUUGCUCGCUCUACGACAAGGGCUAUACAUCUCUCGGAGGAACCACAGAUACACAUCCCAAUCCCGUACUGAAAGCCAACGCCGAGAAUGAUUCAUACCGACCUGCUUACGAGCUGGUGCAAGACGAAGAGGAGAGGUUAGGCAGAGAUCGA
This is a messenger RNA of Aureobasidium vineae, 804 nucleotides long. NCBI's taxonomy places the organism in Eukaryota, Fungi, Ascomycota, Dothideomycetes, Dothideales, Saccotheciaceae. The record is from the annotation of a GenBank genome assembly.